AUGGAAUUAAAAGAUAAAAAGAUACUUGUUGGUGUAUGUGCAAUGAGUAAAAAAACAAUGAGAGUACCAAUGAUAUCAAUAUUAGAAAAUAUGAUGAAAAAUUAUGGAUCUUAUUUAGAUAUUAUUUAUUUUAGUGAUAAUACAAUAUUAUUAAAAUCAAUUGAUGAAUGGCCUAUUGUUGAUGCUUUAAUAACUUUCUAUUCUACUGGGUUUCCAAUUGAAAAGGCCAUAAAAUAUGUUACUAAAUAUCAACCAUUUGUUAUUAAUGAUUUAGAAAAACAAAUUAAAAUUAUGGAUAGAGAUUGUGUUUUGUCAAUAUUAAAUGAUGCUGGUAUUAGUCAUCCUGAAUAUGGUAUUGUUAAAAGAAAUGAUAAUGGUGAAGUUUUAAAUAACUUUGAGGAAUAUAAUGAUUAUAUUAUUAUUGAUGGAAAAAAAUUUAUGAAACCAUUUGUUGAAAAACCUAUAUCAGGUGAAGAUCAUAAUGUUUAUAUUUAUUAUCAUUCAUCACAAGGAAGUGGUUGUAGAAUGUUAUUUAGAAAAAAAAAUAAUAUGAGUUCAAUGUUUAGUAAAACAUCAAAUGUAAGAAGAGAUAAAAGUUAUUUAUAUGAAAAAUUUAUUGAAACAUCAAAUAUUGAUGUUAAAUGUUAUGCUGUUGGUAGUAAAUAUUGUUAUGCAGAAUCAAGAAAAGCUCCAGCAGUUGAUGGUGUAAUUGAAAGAGACAUUAAUGGUAAAGAAAGAAGAGAAGAAGUUAUAUUAACAAAAGAAGAAAUGGAAAUAUCUUCAAAAUUGGUUAAAGCAUUCAAUCAUACAGUAUGUGGGUUUGAUAUUUUAAGAGAUGGUGAAAAAAGUUAUGUUUGUGAUGUAAAUGGUUUUUCUUUUGUAAAAGGAGUUAAAAAAUACUAUGAAGAAGCUGGUAAUAUAAUAGGUGAAAUAAUUUAUAAUAAUUUUUAUAAUAAUAAAGAAACAAAUAAUAAUAAUGUUGUUAAUGAAAACAUUAUUUUAUCAGAAGAUUUUCAAAAUAUUCCAUUAGAGAAAUAUAAAUAUAGUAUUCAACAAAAAGAAGAUAAUAUAACUGAUUUUAUAAAAGAAGAAUAUAGUAAAAAUAAAAAAAUACAUAAAGAAAUAAUAGAAUUAUCAAAAAUAAAAGUUUUACAAAGAAAUUUUUAA
Molecule: messenger RNA, 1167 nt
Organism: Strongyloides ratti
Lineage: Eukaryota; Metazoa; Nematoda; Chromadorea; Rhabditida; Strongyloididae
Product: ATP-grasp fold domain and ATP-grasp fold,RimK-type domain-containing protein
Exons: 3
Coding region: 1-1167 (388 amino acids)
Biological process (GO): inositol phosphate biosynthetic process; inositol metabolic process
Molecular function (GO): metal ion binding; ATP binding; 5-diphosphoinositol pentakisphosphate 1-kinase activity
Source: RefSeq, a predicted model, not a curated record